GACCAGGCUGGCCUCGAACUCACAGAGAUCCACCUGCCUCUGCCUCCCGAGUGCUGGGAUUAAAGGCGUGCGCCACCACCGCCCGGCCCCCUUUUUUUUUUUUAAUGGAGCAAGUGUAUAUGGGGACUAACAAUGAUGAAUUAAGAUGGAAACAGUAUGAAAAUAUGCUCCUUAUUAUAGAAGAAAAGUAAUUGCUUCAGAAUAGCACACCUGAAUUAUUUAUAUGUGUGUGUGCACAUACAGAUACAUGAAAAGGAGCGGGGAAAACGCCAGAGGAUAAUUUAAAAACACUUUGCAUUUAGCUUAAUGUGGCCAGUGCCUUCUGAACUCAUCUUGUGAUUUAACAGAAGGCACCGUAUACCUUGGGGUCUAUCUCGUAGAUUUGCUGUGAGAGUUAAAUGCGAUGAUGCAGAAAUAGUAAAAGAAGAACAUAGUCUGUGCUUAGUAUGUGUCAGUGACUAGGAAGAACAAAACAUUUAGUGUAGGACAACUGAGAGUCCAUUCCUGAGGAUGAACUGUGAUGAUCAAAGAUGUUUUCAUUACUAGGUUUUAGUGUAGAAGAGUAAGAUAGAAGAUGCUAAGAGGACUCCUGCUGGUUGUCACAUGUUUCUGAGCUACAAUCAGUAGAAUCAAGUAUUCUGAGAAUUUUUUUUUUUUGGCUUGAAUGUUGAAAUAGCAGAAAAACAAAGUGUUUUUUGUUCUUUGUUUUUUGUUUUUUUUUGUUUUUUUGUUUUUUUUUGCAUAGGGACCUCUGAAUUAGGUUGGAGAAUUGCCAAGUUAUCCAUGUCCUAAGUAUUUGGGGGAACUUUGUGAAGAGAGUCACCUUUCACCCCCAGCACUGACCAUGCCCUACCACUACUACUCCAAUACUACCAGUGCUUCCAUCACUGCUGCUACUGUGUCCAGCUAGUUAAGUGCCUGCCUUAUAUCAGGCAUUCAAAAUACUGAGGCCUGUGUCUCAGACCUGUAAUCCUAGUUAUUUUGUUGAGUGAGGCAGGAGGGUUAGUUACAAGUUCAAAGCUUGCCUGGGUUACAGAGUGAGUUCAAAGCCUCCAAAAGAAUUCAAGGCCAGCCUUAGCAACUUACGGAGACCCUGUGUCAAAUAAAAAAGGCUGGGACUAUAGCUCAGUGGUGAAGUGUUUGCCUGGCCAGCAUGUACAAAGGCCCAAGUUUAAUAUCCAGUACUGAAUAAACAUAAAACCAAGCAUUGUUACUUAUCUUCAAAGCUGCAGCUCUCUGAAUGCCCAGGCACAUAAUCAGUACUGAUGUAGGGUAUGAAUGGAGUGAAGAAGGUGGAAGUAUUGUCCUGGGUCCCAGACAAAGAAAUCUAAUCCCAGAAGACAGGGGAAAAAAGGAAAUUUAAAUGAUGUCUAACCAAAGUAUAAUAAUUUCUUCAAACAGAGGCAAGGAAAGUGUAGUUUCUGAACUGGAUGAUGGCAACAUUACAGAAUUAUGAAGAAUCUGAAAAGGGGACAAAGAAAACCUUUGCUCCACCUACACAAAAACCACAUAUCGUGAAACCCCAGCCUAAGUCAUGGAAGGAGGAGACCCUGGGGACCAGUUCUCCAGAGGCCGAGGCCAAGCCAAGCCGCCCGAAAGCCAGCUCAAAGAAGAGGGAGCAGAAGACAGCCACAGAGCAUGGUCCAAGUGGGGGCCAGGAGAAAAAGCAAAAGGCUCAAGAUAAGCCGGCUGAGAAGAAAGGAAAGUCUCUGCAGGAAAAACCAACUCUUACCAACGCAGAAUUUGAGGAGAUUUUCCAGAGUGUACUACAGAAAUCCCUGCAGGAGUGCUUGGGGUUGGGGUCUGGCCUUAAUUUUGCAGAGACUUCCUGUGCCCAACCCAUAAUACCUACCAAAUCAGACAGAGAACCAGGAAUUGCUCCUUCAGCAGAUAAUGAAAAUGCUGAUGGGGAAAAGGUAAUAGUACCUGAUACUCCAGAGAUUGCAUCUUCUCUGGAAGAGGAAGUGAGCUCUGAGACAAGGACAUCUAAGUCAGGCCAGCCAGUUACUGAACCCUCUAAGAAGAAAUUCAACAGACUUUUUUCAAGCAAAAGAAAGAAGAAAGCUGAUGAGAAAAUCCAAGAUGGACAUGAGUGCAGUCUGAAAGCCAAACAGAAAACAAUGAUUCAGGAUCAUUCUCAGAUCAGGGGCCAGCAGAAAGAAGAGGAAGGUGGUUUUGGCCAGUGUCUCAUCUGGGUCCAGUGUUCCUCUCCAAAGUGUGAGAAAUGGAGGCAGCUUCGUGGAGGCAUUGAUCCCUCAGUUCUCCCAGAUAACUGGUCUUGUGAUCAGAACCCAGACCUGAACUAUAAUCGCUGUGAUAUUCCUGAGGAGACCUGGACAGGGUGUGAGAGCGAUGUGGCCUAUGCCUCCUAUGUUCCAGGAUCCAUCAUCUGGGCCAAGCAAUACGGUUACCCCUGGUGGCCAGGCAUGAUAGAAUCUGACCCUGACCUGGGGGAGUAUUUUCUUUUUGCAUCUCAUCUUGAUUCCCUGCCGUCCAAGUACCAUGUGACAUAUUUUGGAGAAACAGUUUCUCGUGCGUGGAUCCCAGUUAGCAUGCUGAAGAACUUCCAGGAGCUGUCCCUGGAGCUAGCCAGAGUGAAAAAAUGCAAGAACAAGGACUAUGGCCAGAAACUGGAGGCAGCCAUAAGGAUGGCUCACAAGGCAGAGCAGAUCAGUGUUCAGGAGCGGGUUAACUUGUUUGGUUUCUGGAGUCGAUACAAUGGAUCUGACGGCAGUGGGGAAGGGAAAGAUUUGAUGGUCUGUGAGCCCAGCCGCCCCGAGUGUUGUCUGGAGAAAGAGAAGGACUCAGAGGAGGAGAAGGAGGAGAAAGAAGAGAAGAAAGAUCCAACUUUGCCUAGACCCAAGCCAGCUAAAAUACAGACCAAAAAAACCAAGUCAAGAGGCCCAUCAGGAGGACCAGCCGGGACUUCAAAAGAAAAGACUGUGAAGAAGUCUCUGGGCAGUGAGUCUGCAGUCCCUCCUGGACCCAUUAUGGGAGGGAAAGAAGAACAGGGGAAUUUAGACCUGGACCAUCCAGGCCCUAAAAAAAAAUUUAAGACUCCUGAAAGCAAGGCCUCAGCUACCGAAUUACCCAAGGAGAAAGCAAUUAAAACUGAUUCAAAGUGCCCUGCUCCACCAGCUCCACACGGGGCUUGUCCAUUGGGAAAGGAAGGUCCUGGGCCUCAGGAGCCCCUGACACAGGAGGCAGCAAGUUUCCCCCCUGAAGAUGAUGGUUCCAGUGACCUGGACUUGGAACAACUCAUGGAAGACAUUGGAGAGGCAGAGGAGAGAGGGGAGUCGCAGCAGAGGGAUGGCUCAGAAGAGUUCCUGGCGGGCCUCUUUGAGGAGUAGUGUGCUCUGGACCUUCUACUGCUGACUGCCUCUCAGUGAUCCUGAGCAGAUGUUGAAUGUCGGGGUUGGUGACCUGCUCCAUGUUUCAGGUCAGAGCUGUGCUUCAUGGGUAAUAAAGCAGGUCUCUGGGUC
Messenger RNA from Peromyscus maniculatus bairdii (prairie deer mouse), 3482 nucleotides. RefSeq names its product zinc finger CW-type and PWWP domain containing 1 (gene Zcwpw1). Gene Ontology annotation, cellular component: nucleus. The record is from RefSeq and is a predicted model, not a curated record. Gene Ontology annotation, molecular function: zinc ion binding. NCBI's taxonomy places the organism in Eukaryota, Metazoa, Chordata, Mammalia, Rodentia, Cricetidae.